Osmerus eperlanus (European smelt) is the source of this 1711-nucleotide messenger RNA. RefSeq lists its product as uncharacterized. The record is from RefSeq and is a predicted model, not a curated record. Lineage: Eukaryota; Metazoa; Chordata; Actinopteri; Osmeriformes; Osmeridae. Gene Ontology annotation, molecular function: metalloendopeptidase activity. The transcript has 4 exons. The coding region runs from base 458 to 1270 and encodes 270 amino acids.
UCCGGUAUGUUUCUGCGUCCAAUACACAGUCUAUGGGUCAAACCCUCGCAGAUGUGACAGGUGUGAUGCACUCAAAAUUAACAGUCACGUAAAGUAGUUUCAUGUUUAUUUAAAAAAUACUUCAAAUAGAAAGGGACUUGUAUUUUGAAGUCCAUCUGAAAGUCAAUGGUGGAGAGCUCUUCGACCGUGGCUGAGGAAUUUGCAGGACCCGCCGUUUGGAUUAGGUGAAGCGAAGUUGACAUCGAGUAUUCUGUAUUCAUAUCUCCUGUUUUAAAGAACUCAAGAAGGGCUACUGGUCUCUAAAAGGGAGAAAAUGAAGAAUGAGGAAGAAUGAUCAAAUGUGGAGAAAAUUGAACAGGCACAUGUAAUUUGUGUAUUGACUGGUGUCAGGCGUACAGUACAUUAUCUUGAGAUUUGCAGAUGGGAAUCAAGUGCGGGACUGGAUUGUAGUUAUUGGAUGUGGAAAGAUACAGAUGGCCACAAGAUGUCUGAUUACGUCUCUGAGUUGAGUGGGAAGAGGCUGGAGAUAGCAGAGCAGACCAGGAGGGCCACCAUAGAGAUAUUGCAGGACGCUCUGGAGAAGAAGUUCUAUGGCUUUCCUGUCAGUUACCGCUACUCCUGCGCGGACCCUGUGGACCCCUAUACGUUCUGCUGCAUCCCUACAGAGAAGCUCCUCACAGACCUGCUGAAGAUCAUGAAGGAGAUCCAGUUCAGACAGGACACAGGCCAUGAGUACAACGAUGUCUUUGCCUACGUCAGACCAGGUGUGAUACCGAUAGACAACAAUGUGUAUUUGUGCGAGCUUUUCUGGAGUGCCCCAGACAACCUGUGUGAAGAUUCCAAGCCGGGAACCCUCAUCCACGAGGUGUCUCACCUCCUGGGGACUGAUGACAUCACCUAUGAAUGGCAGACUGUGGUGCUCUAUGAAAACUACGGGACACUGCUGGGAAGGUCUAAGUACAUCAAAGGCGGUGAUGGAAAAAUGCACUGCAUGGAGCAUGUGGCCCAGGUGAAUGCUAACUCUCUGGAGUACGAGUUUGAGACCAUUAUCAACCACGAGCAGGCUUACCUAAACGGCAGGUAUGCCUGUUGUGGGGAGACCAAGGAGAAUUCUGUCUGCAGAUCCAGAGAGACAGGACAUUACCAUUUACACAAACAUUUUGAAGACAGGAAGAAAGCGAUGAAGGAAUCAAUGAGUGGUCUAAAUGGGGCAAUGCAGUUCACAAAAAUAAAAAAUGGGGCUUGCAGGAAGUCUGUCAUACCUAAGUGAACACAGCCAAUAUAAAGUAUAAUGAUAACAGCAUGGCCAUACAUGUACAUAAUAUCUUUUAAUAUCAUUCUGUCAAUCCUGAGUAGACCAUACUAAUACAGUAUCAAUGAUACUUGAGUAUUUGAGCUAUUUUGGGUUGGUUAAACACAUACUAUUCAGUGAAUUAAUCUUUGUCACACAUGUUGCAUUAUAUCACUAUGUAAGGGCACAAUAUGCAAUACCUACAUAUACGUCACUCGUAUCUAUGCUAUAUAUAACUAUUACAUACUUUUAAAACUACCAUAUAUCAUGUACAAUUACUGUAGUACUCUUAUAGUACUAUAGAACUGUAUACCUCCAGUGCUUGUUUAUCAUCUCUAUGACUGCUCUAUGGCUAUAUGUUCUUGUGUACUUUGCUAGGGAUAACAGCAUCUGCUAAAUAAAUAAAUGAAAAUGUUGGUU